This is a messenger RNA of Abrus precatorius (Indian licorice), 558 nucleotides long. RefSeq lists its product as uncharacterized. The record is from RefSeq and is a predicted model, not a curated record. The coding region runs from base 1 to 558 and encodes 185 amino acids. Lineage: Eukaryota; Viridiplantae; Streptophyta; Magnoliopsida; Fabales; Fabaceae. The transcript has 6 exons.
AUGGCAGCUAUAUGGAUCCAUCCUCGGGUCCAAAAAAUGUGGAAUAAAUCCAAACAAAAAAAAGGAAAGGUGCGAUUUUCUCUUGAUGAAAAGAACAGACCAUAUCUUUCUCAGGUGGAAAUGCAGGCAGUUGCAGAUAUAGUUCUAUCCAAACGCCUCAACACAGCGGAUAUUAAAUCUUCAGUACUUUGUGCAAUUGGGGAGGUUUCUAGCAUGCGUUUUGUACAUGGAGUUGGAUCGCGACCUGGAAUAAUGGGGAUUGACUAUUCCACUGCUUCUUGGCUUUAUUUUGAUUUGGGCUCCAAGGCUUAUGAACUUGAAUCCGUUGAUGAUCUUAACAAUCCAUUUGUAUCCAUGUACUUUGGAGCCGCUUACGUAGCAUGGUUGUCAGAAUAUGAAGGAAGGGAAAGAAAUCCAGAGUUUUUUGUUGAAGCAUAUUUUGUAGGGCCAAAAAAUGUGAACCUUCAGGAUACCAGCACUCUCUGGCUAGAAUUCAAGGAAACUCUCAGCAAAUAUGAAGAAACAAAGAGGAAGGGUGAUAGUUGCUCUAUCAUGUAA